Messenger RNA from Peromyscus maniculatus bairdii (prairie deer mouse), 791 nucleotides. Lineage: Eukaryota; Metazoa; Chordata; Mammalia; Rodentia; Cricetidae. The record is from RefSeq and is a predicted model, not a curated record.
CCCACAGAAGGACUUUAUCCCAUCCCUGGCAGGAGGCAUGUCUCAGCUUCUUCUCUGAGUUAUCUGCGUUAAUCUUUUUUUUCUAGACCAUCAGAACAGACAUUGUGAUGGAUGUUGGCAACAGCAUAAACCCAGCCCUUGACAUAGGCCAGGUUGAAGGUGCGUUUACUCAAGGAAUGGGACUCUACACGAUAGAGGAGCUGAGUUACUCUCCUCAGGGUCUUCUGUACAGCCGUGGCCCAAACCAGUACAAAAUCCCUGCCAUUUGUGACAUCCCCACAGAGAUGCACAUUUCCUUUUUGCCCCCAUCCGAACACUCAAACACCUUAUAUUCAUCUAAGGGUCUGGGAGAGUCUGGGGUCUUCCUGGGAUGUUCGGUAUUUUUUGCCAUCCAUGAGGCCGUGAGCGCGGCACGGCAGGAGAGAGGCAUCUCCAGACCACUGAGGCUCGGGAGUCCACUGACUCCAGAGAAGAUCCGAAUGGCCUGUGAGGAUAAGUUCACAAAAAUGAUUCCAAGAGAUGAACCUGGAUCCUACGUUCCAUGGAACAUAACUGUGUGAGUCAAAUGCGAACUCUGGAGGGACCGGGUCAACGCCGCUGCAGAAUGCACCUCCCAGUCUCUCUGCUCCUAGCCUCGAACUAUAAAAGCCAGAUUUUCACAGCCCAGAAUUAUCCACAGCAUUGCUUUACAGGAAGCUGAUUUGGAAGUUUCGCCUCAACAUACUCCAGACAUACCUAAGCAAUCACAAAUCAUAUUUUAAAUUGCACAAAUAUUAAAUUGUUUCCUUUGA